AUGACAACUGGGGAGCCGUUGAUUCGUCUAUCCGAAUAUGGGAAGUCGUACACAUGCUUAAACAAUUGUAGAGAUGAAUAUUAUGACCGUUUACAGUUUCGGAUUCAGAAACGUAAUUCAGAAUAUUCGCACCACCCGUUUUUAUGGGAUGACUUGGAAUGUCUCAGCUCUUCAACCUCAAACCUUAGUGUGCAUGAAGACGUCGAAGACAUCAGAAAAGAUGUUUCGAUCAAAACGCUCUCUGUUUCAGAGGACGGCCACCUAGAUAACUCAGCAGAAGUUGAAGGCCCUCAUGAUUUUACACAUGUAAAUGAAAAGAAUAACGCCGUUUCAACUACUGAAAGAACAGAUGUCGGUACUCAAACUCAAAAACCACAUCUAAAGGCUAUAGUACAACCCAAAGCUUUUGUACCUUAUGCUAUCGGGAGUUCUGGUCCCACUUUGGGGGCUAGAAAGACUUUUAACGUCAAGUCAGACCGAGAUGUUUAUCCUUCUGCUAUACGUGCUGAGGCUCGCCGUAAAGAAAGGCUGAUUAAUUUUACGCAUGCGAAUACUGUAAACUCCAAAGUAUCAUCCAAAAUAUAUGGGCCAAAACAGUGUAUUGUAAAAAGUGAGGCAAUUGAACCAAGUAAAACUGAAAAACCCGUUCCUACACUCCACAAAUCAACUAGAGUGAGCAGUAUGCCGCAACCAUCUGGGUUGGGUGCUUCAUAUUCUCGCUCAAAUAACAAUAUUGACUGGAAGCCAAAAUACUCGUGGGUUUCGGAAUAUGUCCAAAAAUAUCCGUCUUAUCCAACGUCAGUAUAUGUUCGCAGCGCAUCUGUUGCUGCUGGUCGUUCUCGUCCACUCUGCUUCUCAUACAGUCGACCAUCAUCCUCCUUUCUGGGGAGUUUAGUCCCAUCUACACCAGUACUGUUGAGCUGUCGUGGAUCGAAUUCUACUCUAAGGAGUCGUAGUGAAACCCACUGUGAUAUUUGUUCUACAUCAAAUCUCAAUCAAAAGUGCGCCCGCCCACUUCUUAGCGCUUACUAA
Messenger RNA from Schistosoma mattheei, 1032 nucleotides. NCBI's taxonomy places the organism in Eukaryota, Metazoa, Platyhelminthes, Trematoda, Strigeidida, Schistosomatidae. The record is from the annotation of a GenBank genome assembly.